This is a messenger RNA of Paramecium primaurelia, 723 nucleotides long. The record is from the annotation of a GenBank genome assembly. Lineage: Eukaryota; Ciliophora; Oligohymenophorea; Peniculida; Parameciidae.
AUGAGCCUUAGAGACUUCAACUAUAUCACAAUGUCUGCCUGUAAAUUUUGGGAAAAUUAACUAAAAACUACUAAAAAGGAAGAGGAAUCUACAGUUUGCAGUAUAUAAAACCAACCUUAACCAUCUAUACUGGAAGUUUCAGCAUAGAAGUGUGAGGAAUACUUAUUUGGUGGAGAAGAGAAAAUCUAAUCUGUUGUUGAAUCGAUUGAUUGUAUUGAAUAAUAGGAUGAAGAGAAGAAAAAGUCAAAGGAUGACGAUAGUUCCUCAUCAAUGUCUGACAAAGAGAGUAGAGGAGAAUCUAGAAAGUCUAAAACAACUUCAAGUAAGAGAAAAGGUUAGUGUCUAAUAUAAUUUUAGGAAAAAAGAGACUUACAAUAUAAUAGAAUCAUCUUAUAAUGGAAAAUAUGAGGAAGGGUUCUAAUUUCAAUGAAAUAGUGUAGUAGAUUCCAGGAAGUUCUAUAAAUUUAAUCAAAAGGUAAUUUAGAAAAAAGCUGAGAGUGUUAAAUGAGGAGUCUGAAGAUAGAGAGAUUACAAAUACUAUAAUUCGGAUACAAGAAUUGAUAGAGUAAGUAUAAUUUGUAAUUAUUAAAUAGAGAUUAGAGUAUAGAGAAAGAAGUAAAAAUAAGAGAACUAAAGAUAAUGAUAUCGAACAUAGAGAAUCAUUUACACUAAACAAAAUAAUUAAUACUAUAGAAAUACUUAUCCUUAUUUCAAUAAGAGUGA